ACCGUUAAACAUCAACAGAUUCGGAGUCAUGCGCGAUUGAGUUAGGGCUCGCGACAGUACGUACUGUCCUGUGCAACAAUAUUUAAUCGAAGACAUUCCGGAAAAUAGAAGUGUUACAUAUUGUAUGAUUAAGCUACAGUAACACUUUUAGUUAUAUCGUUCAGUGAUUUGCAGGUCUAGACAGAGAGAAACGUCAAAUGAAGACGUUGUCUGUGGAGGAUGCACAUCGCUGUCAGUGUCAUUGGAUGUGGUGGAGUGUUUUUAAUUUAACAAUCAUCAUUCCGGAACGACAUCUACAAUAGUAACUAUUCAAAAUGAGGCUGUUUACGGUUUUAUUGAAAAACACCAAAAAAAUUGAAUAUUAUUCAAGAUUUUCACCGUCGCCUCUCUCCAUCAAGCAAUUUUUGGAAUUUGGUCGGGACAAUGCGUGUGAGAAGACAUCCUUUAUGUUCCUGAGGAAGGAGCUGCCGGUGAGGCUGGCUAACACCAUGAGAGAGGUCAACCUGUUGCCUGAUAACCUGCUCAGUCAGCCCUCAAUCAAACUGGUGCAGAAAUGGUACAUGCAGAGCUUUGUGGAGCUGUUGGGGUAUGAGAACAGAAAACCAGAGGAUCCUCAGGCCCUCAAUGAUUUCCUGGAGUUGUUGAUUGAGAUCCGUAAUCGUCAUAAUGACGUGGUCCCUACCAUGGCCCAGGGGGUUAUAGAGUACAAGGAGAAGUUUGGCUUUGACCCCUUCAUCAGCAGUAACAUCCAGUACUUUCUGGACCGUUUCUACACCAACCGCAUAUCCUUCCGCAUGCUCAUCAACCAACACACUCUCCUGUUCGGCAAUGACACUAACCCAGCCCACCCCAAACAUAUAGGCAGCAUAGACCCCACUUGCAACGUGGCUGAAGUAGUCAAAGAUGCCUAUGAGACAGCCAAGAUGCUGUGUGAACAGUACUACCUUGCUGCCCCUGCACUCCAGAUCCAAGAGUUCAACAUGAAACAAGACAAAGACAAAUCGAUCCAGGCUGUGUAUGUUCCCUCUCACCUCUUCCACAUGCUGUUUGAACUCUUCAAGAACUCUAUGCGGGCCUCUGUGGAGCUCCAUGAGGACAGUAAGGAGGGCUUACCUCCGGUGAAGGCCAAAGUCACACUAGGAAAAGAGGACCUGUCCAUAAAGAUCAGUGAUCGGGGUGGAGGUGUACCUCUGAGGAAGAUCGAUCGUCUGUUUAACUACAUGUACUCUACUGCCCCCACGCCCAGCCUAGAACCCUCCAACACUGUCCCACUGGCUGGUUUUGGCUAUGGUCUUCCCAUCUCCAGGCUGUAUGCCAGGUAUUUUCAGGGAGACCUGAAGCUCUACUCCAUGGAAGGGGUUGGCACUGAUGCUGUCAUUUAUCUCAAGGCUCUGUCCAGUGAGUCGUUCGAGCGCCUGCCCGUCUUUAAUAAGUCGGCAUGGCGACACUACCAGACCAGCCCCGAGGCAGACGAUUGGAGCAACCCGAGCAAAGAGCCACGAGACACCAGCAAAUCAAAUUACAAGGCCAACCGAUAACUCUGCCCUAAAAUGCUUCCCCCGCCCACCUGCCUGGCACACUGAACUCUGCCCCUUCAAUGAUCCCCUCGCUAACAAAAUCAUCAUGGGUUUAACUUCAGCUGCCGCGGCGACACAGCGCCCUCUCUGCAGUCAUUGAUGUUGUUGCCCCAGGGUGGACUUUGGAACAGGAUUUUAGCCCCACCCCCUGACUCCUCUGAUAGGUUAUUUGGUCAGUUGUUCCUCUUCACAAUCUGUUUUAAGUGGGACUACAGUGACCAGAUUGGUGGACAGACAGUCAGUUUGAGAUGGUUGAGUUCAGCCACUCUUUCCUUCGAUCCCUUAUCUUCAGCUUUACUGACCAAAGCACUCCCUUGUGGUUCUCUCCAGCUACUGCAGCUAGAGGCUCUGUCUUUGGGCUGGGAAAGGUUUCUGAUCUGCUCUCUCUGUGUCCAGUCUCGGUUUGUUCAGUCAAACAUAAUAGAACCUCUGUUUCUCUCUUCUCUCCCCUACAAAGCAGCUGUGACAGGCUGAGGGUUUGGUUUCAGGCCCGACAGAGAAAAGGGAAAAUGAGCUCCUUUUCUCCCUUUGAGGACAUAGUUUUGAAUGGGCACUAAUCUCAUCCACCGGCCGGCGCUCUCUGUUGAUCCGUCUGGUCUCACAGCGCCUCAGAAUGGAACUUGAAUGGGAGACUAUGGUAGGAGCGGUGAAAACAGACGUCGAUUUUAAUUGUCUGAUCUCUGUCCAUCGCCAUCUAGCCCAACCCUGAGAACAUACCCCAGCUACAUUGUGGACUUCAAAGCAUAAGUGAUUUAAAGUGAGUUCAGAAAAUCUGAAAAUAUGCAUAUUAGAAAUUGUUUUCAUAUAUAAACUUUAUACGUCAAACUCAGAAUCAAUUGGGUUUCCCCAAAAUAAUAUUGUUUAUGUAAUAGAACAUUUAUUUUGAUUAACAAUUUUGCAAAGUCCCAGCUAAUAAAACGGUUGAUAUCUCUCACUUCCUGUCGGUUACCACUAGCUUCCACUGUCACAAAGUCAACAUUGGCUACAAAAAUGUACUUUGUGGUAUUAAUUUAAGGUUAGGGUUAAGUAUAAAGUUAGCAGUUUGGUUAAGGUUAGGUUUAAGAAGAGACAUAUUAGAGAUAGGCAGGGUUUAUGACUUUGUGGCUGUGAUAACUAGUGACGACCCUCUCCUGCCUCAAUUUAAAGACAUGCCUCAUAGUUGUGUGAUUCGCUUAGAAUUUGACUUGAUUAGCAUGGCACUCAGUAAAUCAACACGCCCUAAGGUCUAACCAGUCCCACCCUAUUACAGUCCCUGCUAUCUGGAGUCCUUGGGACGUCCCUACCCCAUUGAAGUUGAAAUGUAAAAGGGUUAAGGUAGGGACAUCCCAAGGAUUCCAGAUAGCAAUGACCACCCUGUUACCAGACUAUGUGCGCCAGCAAUUCGACCCGGGCACGAGGUUAAUUAGGCACAAAGAGGGUCAGGGUGGGCAGUUGUCAUAGUUACGAUUGUCAUGGGUACAGUGGCGUGGCCAGUGCCAAGUUGUAGAAAAGAGAGUUGCAGUGACUAACUAGACCUAUAAGAACAUUUUAGGAACGAUGGGAACAAGCUUUAAACUAACUAAAGAUAGUUAUUAUGCAUUACGCAUGUGGCAUUAUAUUAUAGAAAGCAUCCGGAACAAACAGAUGUAUUUUUUUAUUAAUUAUUAUUCCAUUAUAUCAGAAAGAGGGGGAGACUUAGAACUCUGAGGAGUUAAGAAACAGUAUUGCAUGACAAAUGCCCCGAUGGCUAUAGUUUCAUUUCAACUGUUUUAUUAUGUUUUUACUGUGUUGGAUUGAGAGGAGAACCUAGUGAAAUAGGCAUCCUCAAUCUUUGCCCCAGAUCCUAACCAGCGAUACUGAUCCUUCCUGAACCCUUCGAAAGGUUAAAACUGUAUACUCAGACAGCCCACCUAGCUGUCUUGCCCCCUUUCUAAAAACCUUUGGCGUUAAUUAGUUUCUAUUGGACAACUUGGUGCCCCAUUUAGGAGGUUUUCUAUGGGAAACACUGCUCUGAGUCUCAAAGAAAAUGGAUGUUUUCAGGAUGCUAAUGUUAACUAACGAUGGUUCACCAUGUGAGCCUUGUCUUUCCUGUAGCUUAUUGCUUAUAAACCUCUCCAGCAUGACAUGUGUUACUGUUAACCCUCCCAGCUCCUUCCACACCCUGAUAAGACAAUGCAAAGGCUACAUGACCGAUCCUAAAGAUGGCUACAUUUUGUUAGCCUUGUAUUGUCCAUCUGUGGCACCAUCAACCCUGCAAAGCAAUAUGAACAUUCUCACGUUAACCAAGACUAUCGCUAACAACGCCACACCGACUCAACCUUGUAAUUCACCUAGUAGUGGUAUUACUAAACCUUCUGAACAUUGAACGAGCUUGAACAUCAACUAGUAUUUUGAAUGGUUUUCCGAUAAGACAUGUAAUAGCUGUCAUUGGUUGAAGUGUGUGAAUAACGCUCUUCAAGGAUGGAAGGGAUUGGAUGAGAUUAAUAUUUGUAUUUAAGUGUGAAGAAGAAUCUGUGGCAUUGUAGUGGUGUACAACAGCGGGCAUUUUGAAACUCCAUUGUUUGUGCAGGAGUAUGGACCUGAACAAAUAUCUUGUGUUCCUUGAAACAAGGGUUAUUUUGCAUAGGAAAAUGGUUGAUUCUUGAUCAUUUGUUUUUUACUUCAAUUGUUUUAGCAUUUAUUUUUGUGUAACUGGAUGAUGAUUAUUCCAGAGGGCUCUUUCCCUCUUUUUUGAUUUUAAAAGUCAUCAUCUACAGUAUACACACACCGUUUUUCUUCAUCAAUGUCUUCGUAUGUGGAUUACAUUUCAUUCAGGCCUCUCUGAUAAGAAUCAAUUGUCUUAGUUAACUCUGGGAUAAUAUUAGCUUGUUUGUUUGUGUUUCUAGUUAUCCUCAUUCUCAUUGGCCGGUUUAUGAAAAGUGGGGCCAAACUUGGACCAAUCAUGGAGCGCUGAUCUGACAUCAUCCAUUCUCAGUUUUCAGCAAAACCUGAACAACUCAUUCCAGCACUGCCAAGGAGGCACCUAAAAUGAGUUUAAGUGGGCUUAGCUGUAGAUAAGGUAGUGAAUCCUUCUUUACCUUUUUGUACCUCUAAGGUAUUAGUAGCUUAUAUAGUAUGGUAAUAUAUUGAACUGGUGUGAAGUGAUGACUCAUACAUCCUUUCUAUAUCUCUGAUGUAAGAGAUGACUGAGCACUUUGUAUGAACUCCUCCCUGUAGAGAAAGUGUGUGCAGACGUAUGCAGCCCAUCUUAUCACAAAACAGUAACUUUUGUAUGCAUACAUGUGCUACAGUAGCGGCUACCGUAGAUAGUAGACACAGUGAUAUACAAUCAUAUAGAGGUAUUCAGCAUGAGGUCAAGCUUGCAAUACCUACUGUCAAUUUUCCAAAGCUACAAUAAAGAGAACAAAACAGCUAGUUUUUUUUUCUAUG
This is a messenger RNA of Oncorhynchus gorbuscha (pink salmon), 4985 nucleotides long. Its product is annotated as pyruvate dehydrogenase (acetyl-transferring) kinase isozyme 3, mitochondrial-like. Gene Ontology annotation, cellular component: mitochondrion. NCBI's taxonomy places the organism in Eukaryota, Metazoa, Chordata, Actinopteri, Salmoniformes, Salmonidae. The transcript has 11 exons. The record is from RefSeq and is a predicted model, not a curated record. Gene Ontology annotation, molecular function: pyruvate dehydrogenase (acetyl-transferring) kinase activity. Gene Ontology annotation, biological process: regulation of glucose metabolic process; protein phosphorylation. The coding region runs from base 315 to 1538 and encodes 407 amino acids.